This is a messenger RNA of Neoarthrinium moseri, 960 nucleotides long. RefSeq lists its product as uncharacterized. The transcript has 2 exons. NCBI's taxonomy places the organism in Eukaryota, Fungi, Ascomycota, Sordariomycetes, Amphisphaeriales, Apiosporaceae. Bases 1 to 960 code for a protein of 319 amino acids. The record is from RefSeq and is a predicted model, not a curated record. Gene Ontology annotation, cellular component: cytoplasm; nucleus. Gene Ontology annotation, molecular function: protein binding.
AUGGCACUAGGAGAGGCCUGCAAAAGUGGAAACAUGAAAAUGGCCACAUUUCUACUGAAAAAUGGUAUGGUGGCCGACGGACUGGCGAGAGCAGCUGGGGCGGUAAUUAACGUGGCUAUGAUCGAUCUACUACUUGACUACGGCGCGGAUAUCUCUGCUAAUGAUGGCGAAGCUUUCAGAGCAGCAGGUGGAGCGAGAUGCAAAAAGGUUACGGCACGUCUGCUUGAAGAGUCCAUGAUGUCUUCCGAACUAACGAAUCAUCUCGGGGUUGCAUUGCAACAAGCGGCGUGGUAUGCUGGCCUUCCUUUCGUGAAGUGGCUAGUCGAUGUGCAAGGUGCCCCCGUCAACCACGUCGGUCCACCAUACGCAUCGGGGAUCUCACCUCCAUCACUUCUCAUACGAGCUUCUGGCAAGCUCAAUGGCAUAGGCGGUCGAUAUCAUACGCCUCUACAAGCCGCCGCCUUCUUCUAUCCGGAGAUGAUAGGCCCGUUGCUAGAUGCUGGAGCUGAUGUGAACGCAAGAGGCGGCCGCUUUGGCACCGCGCUACACGCCGCCGCCAUCAAUCACGAUUUAGAAUCCGUUCAACUGCUACUAACUCAUGGAGCCGAUGCAAAGAUAUCGACGGGCAAGUACGGAUUGGUGUUGACUUGUGCCGCCAAAAGCAACAGGUCCGGACACCGGGACCGCACCUUAGUGAUCAUGGACCUAAUCCUCGAGGCAGGAGCCGACGUGCAUUGUACGGGUGGCAAGUACGGAUCUGCGGUGCAGAUGGCAGCGAAAACUGGUAAUGUGGUCGCAUUGAAGUGGCUAGCGAACCACGGUGCGGACAUUAGGGCCAAGGGUGGGCGCUGGGGAGAUGCUUAUAGAGCAGCAUUGAAGGAGUCGAAGAUAUGCGGGCGCACUGAAAGGGUAGUUGUGAGUUGGCUUGAGCAGCAUUAUGGUAGACAAGGCUGGGAUUAG